This is a messenger RNA of Sitophilus oryzae (rice weevil), 1954 nucleotides long. Its product is annotated as lysophosphatidylserine lipase ABHD12-like. The coding region runs from base 149 to 1270 and encodes 373 amino acids. Gene Ontology annotation, cellular component: endoplasmic reticulum membrane. Gene Ontology annotation, molecular function: monoacylglycerol lipase activity; phosphatidylcholine lysophospholipase A1 activity. The transcript has 8 exons. Lineage: Eukaryota; Metazoa; Arthropoda; Insecta; Coleoptera; Curculionidae. Gene Ontology annotation, biological process: monoacylglycerol catabolic process; phosphatidylserine catabolic process. The record is from RefSeq and is a predicted model, not a curated record.
AUCAGAUAUAUUGAAUAUUUUCCCUGUUAUUCAAACAUUACGUUAUAGUUUUAGUAUAAUCCGAGUCCCUGAAACCUAAUUUGAAGGUUUUACGGAGAUUGAGUGCGUGUUUUUGUGAUAAAGUUUAGUUCGUUUUAAUUUUUUAUAGAUGUGUUGCUGUACUUUUAAGAAACGAAGACGUUCUGGAGAUUCGUACAGUUCUGUCGAAGGGGCUUGUAUGUGUAGAAUGUGGCCCUUGUGGAAGAUGAUUCUAGUAUGGGGUUUGGUAGCAGUGGCGGGUUUGAUUCUCUUGGCUUUCAUACUGGUCUUUAUAGGGUUUCCCAUAACGUUUUGGUUAAGCUAUCCGCUGCAAAGAUUUCUGACAUUCAUACCAAUAAAUUCACCAAAGAACCCAACGUUUGACGAUCCCCUCUCAUAUGGUAUCCAGGGCGCCUACAACUUCUACGUCACCGUUCAAGACUACUACGAUCCGGACACGUUGACCAAGAUAGGCGCUUGGUUGAUCUUACCCGAGAGUGACAUGACAAAUGUUAAUAGUGCUAAUAUUACCGAUAUUCUGAGUAAGACAGAUAAGGAUAUUCUGUUUUACUUCCACGGGGUACUGGCCAAUAGGGCGAAACCGAUAAACCAAUAUGGAGUGUUCAGGAAGAAAUUUAUGGUGAUUGCUGUGGAUCAUAGAGGUUAUGGAGAUUCGGGCACAGAUGUGGAAAUGUCCGAACCAGCGAUUGUCAGUGAUCACGUACAGCUCUACAAAUGGUUGAGGGGAAUCAAUCAAAAAUCGAACAUAUAUUACUGGGGACACUCUCUGGGAACCGGCAUUAGCUGCCACACGUUGAAAAAACUGAAAGCCGAGAGCAUUGUUCCUAGAGGACUGGUUCUGGAAGCUCCGUUUUCGACUAUGGCAGAAGAAAUCCAUUACGUUUUAGGAAAGUUUUUUGGUUGGCUGGCAUAUUUUAAUGCAACCAUGGUAAAGCCGGUUGGUGACAAUGGCAUUCUCUGGCAAUCUGUGAGCAAUAUCUUAGAUGUAGACUGUCCAAUUUUGAUUAUGAACGCAGAAGAUGAUGGUACUAUACCGUGGACUUUAGGCCAAAAGCUUUAUAAUGUAGCCAUAACUCAAAGAGAUAUAAGCAAACAAGGAAACGCAACUUUCGUACAUUUUCCAGCUGACAAGGGAUAUAACCAUAAUGAUGUCACUAAGGAUCCAUCUGUACCGCAACUAAUAGAGGAUUUCAUAACAACCUGCGAUAAUUUUUGGUCUAACAAAACAUAAAACUAACAAAAAAAUUAGAGCAAAAUGACUGACGAGUACCUUAACAAGAAGCCCAUAUAAAUCUGAAAUAAAUGUGUAAUUUAUGAUAUUCGGCAAUAGGAACUUAGUAAAUACAGUAUGAUCGAAAAAAACGGUGUCAAAGACGGCUGGGAAAUGACAAUAGAAUGGUAAUUUUGCAGAGGUCAAUCUCUAGACGUUGGACGUCAGUCUUUGACGCUGUUUUUAUUCGAUCGUAUGGUAUAAUCAAUCUUAAACACUGAACUGAAUCAAAAAUAUUAAUAAUAAAAAGAAAACGAACUCAUUUUUAGAAAUUUCACAGCUCUCUAGAACAUUAAGAAUGUCAAUUUUUCAUCUCUGCUCAUUAUUGAUGAGUGAGACUAGUCUUGGUACUAAUGGUACUAAUAGUUGGUACUAAUGGUACUAAUACUUGGUACUAAUACCAAGAUCGACAAGUGCAAAACAUCCGCAAGAUCAAGACCCAGCAUGCAGACUCUUGCGGUGUUGCAUUUUUUUAUGUUUAUGUGAUAUAAGAAAUAACUUAUUUGUUUAAAAUUAUUGUUUUAAUUUAUUACAACUAGUGUUUUCCCGACUACUGCAUAUAAUUUUAAAGAAAGAAAUGCUGAUUCGAUAUAAUACAGGGUGGUCCGAACUGAAUUCCGGAAACUUCAUCAGCAUGUUCUGCGG